CUCACAGGUCGAGAGAGACAAGAGACAGUUGAUUAGAGAGAACUCUGUCGGAAAAUGGAUAACGUCGACCAAGAGUUCAACAAUUACUGGGAAACAAACUCCUUCCUCCAAAACGAAGACUUCGAAUAUGACAGCUGGCCUUUGGAGGAAGCGAUUUCUGGGUCGUAUGAUUCGAGUUCGCCUGAUGGGGCGGCUUCGUCUCCGGCUUCUAAGAAUAUUGUGUCGGAGAGAAACAGAAGACAGAAGCUUAACCAGAGACUCUUCGCUCUUCGAUCAGUUGUCCCCAAUAUCACUAAGAUGGAUAAAGCAUCAAUAAUCAAAGAUGCAAUUAGUUACAUACAAGGGUUGCAAUAUGAAGAGUCGAAGCUCGAAGCGGAGAUCAGAGAACUUGAAUCUACUCCAAAGAGUAGCCUGAGCUUCAGUAAAGAUUUUGAUCGUGAUUUGCUGGUUCCUGUCACAUCCAAGAAGAUGAAGCAGCUUGAUUCUGGUCCUUCCCGUUCUCUCAUUGAAGUUCUCGAACUGAAGGUAACAUUCAUGGGAGAGAGGACAGUGGUAGUGAAUGUAACAUGUAAUAAGAGGACAGACACAAUGGUGAAACUGUGUGAAGUCUUUGAGUCAUUGAAUCUCAAAAUCAUCACUUCCAAUCUCAACUCUUUCUCUGGCAUGAUCUUCAACACUGUCUUUGUUGAGGCGGAGGAAGAAGAACAAGAGGUGGUGAGAUUAAAAAUAGAAACAGGAAUAGGAGCUUAUAAUGAAACUCAAAGCCCCACUUUGAGCAUCGACUCUCUUUACUAAUCAUUUUUUUUGUUUUCAUUUGUCUCGGCUUCUCUCUCUUUUACAAAUAAAUAAUAUGUUAUCUCUUUCCACUUUCGUUUAUUUGUCCAUCACGAAUACUUCUUAUUGUGCGUUUAUUUAUAUAGUGUCUAUAAUAAUAAUAAUAAUCGUACGCAUUGUUUCUU
Messenger RNA from Brassica napus (rape), 959 nucleotides. RefSeq names its product transcription factor bHLH35. The transcript is spliced from 5 exons. Gene Ontology annotation, molecular function: sequence-specific DNA binding; DNA-binding transcription factor activity; protein dimerization activity. Gene Ontology annotation, biological process: regulation of DNA-templated transcription. NCBI's taxonomy places the organism in Eukaryota, Viridiplantae, Streptophyta, Magnoliopsida, Brassicales, Brassicaceae. The record is from RefSeq and is a predicted model, not a curated record. Bases 55 to 795 code for a protein of 246 amino acids. Gene Ontology annotation, cellular component: nucleus.